UAUGUAAUAUUUUUGCUAAAUGGAAAUAUGUUCACCUAACUCUAACACACUGGACCUUUAAUUGUCUGCCUCCGGAUUCCAGUAGUGACAAGUGUCAGGAGAAAAUCCUGUUGCGCACGCACUUGUGCACUUACGGGAGCAAGCGGUUUGCAGUGGGAGGGAUCAGACGGCUGUCUUGACACACGCACACACACAGGGUACUAGUGCCGCUGAGCAGCCUCAACCUCCAGAAGCCGCCUCCCUGCCUCCCCCAACACUACCACCACCACCACCACCACUGUCAUUUUAUGCCCUCUUCGCUGACAAAAACUGGAAUAACUGCCUCAAUCCACAAGGUGUGAGACACUCAGCACUCGUCUGUUUCAUCCGUCAGUGACGACAGCGCCUCAGUUCAAGUGACUCGCCCCCUUCCCGGCAUCCCAGCAGGCAGGAAUGGCAGACGGACGGCAGCCAGACGAGCACUGGACCUCCAACGGCCAAGAAAACGGCGAGAACGGCUACUCAGGCUACAGGCAGAACGGUUACCACGGCGCCGCCGCCGCACAUCCUGGAACCACAGUGGAUGACUCAGCCAAUUUGCCUCCCUCCCCUCCCCCCUCUCCCUCCGCUGAGCAGAUUGGGCCUGUGGCACAAGCCCAGCUGGAGGAAUGUAUCAGUCAGGCAACUUGUGAGUCUGCUAUGAAAGAAGACGAGCAUCAAGUGGCGUCGCUACAUGAAAAGCAGGUGGUCGUUGAAAGAGAAACACCUGAAGGAACAGAACCUCUUCUUCCCUCUGUGAAAGAUCCCCUCUCCGAUGUCCCCUCAAAGGAAUCAGGUAGCAAUGAAAGAAAGGAUGUGGUAGAAGAAGCUGAAGAAGCACAAGAGUCUUCACCAGCAGAGGAACCCUCAAAAGAGGGAAUAGUGUCACCAGGCAAAUCAGGAUGCUCUAUGAUUGAAAGCCUGGACAAAACAGAGUUGAUUGAGGGAACUGAGGCAGACCAAGGCAUUAGAUUGCAUGAGAUGCCAGAGACUGAUGUUCAGAAAGUUGACCAAAGACAAGAAUUGGUGAAAUUGAGUCCAGACCCUGUUGCAGAGUUCAAAGCCACAGGAAUUUUACUUCCUGGAGCAACUACCUACUUUGAAACAUCGUCAAAAACUGAGGGAGAGGAGCCAGCAGCAAGUCAGAGCUAUUAUGAACUCAGUGCAUCAGCAGAGAUGGUGUUAAGUGGAGAGAGUGAAUCCCUUAUGCACAAGCAAGAGGAACAACAAGAAAAGAAAGUGAGGACAUCCACCUCUAAGAUGUCUUUAGAACAGAGAAGCCUCUCAUUGAACAUUAAUGUUGGAGAGAAAUUGACAAAAGAGAAAUCAAUGAUCUCCCCUAGCAGCUUGUGUCCAAUCAGUGGAAGUUUUGAUGAAUCUGAGAUUUACCCUUCAACACCACCUCUGGAGAUCCAUAAAUCCACAUUUCCUCCAGAUGUUUCCAUUAUCACAACUUCCUGUGAAUCACCUGAAGAUAACCCUGCUAAAACUGAAAUGCCUCAAACUUCUGACAAGCACAGUUCCCCCUUGGAGCAUUCCAACAGCCUCUCUGAGAUGUUGGAUUUGGCAGGAACUCUGCCUCAGCCACCACCAGGGAGAAGAGAGGUUGACUACCUGAGACGGAAGUCAGUACCUGCCAACAUGUCAGCUCUUGUGGGGAGUUCUUUGGCCAAGCUCACAUUAGAAGAUCAAACUGCAAGAGUGGUGGGUAGGGAAAGCCAGCUGGAGGAGCUGGGUUACUGUGUGUUCAGUGAGUACUCGGCACCCAUGCCCUCUCCUGCAGAUGUACCCAGUCCUGGGCACUCUCCAAACCAGCAUUUCACUUCUAUGGAGAGUGAAAUGGAGGAAAAUCUUGGGGUCCUAGAAGUGGAGGGUAUCUCCCAGGGCAUCCAACAAUCUGAUCUCAAAAGAAUGAUACCAGAGCAGUCUCAAAAAGCUCUAAGUGAGAAGAAAGAUGUACCAGUGAAGACUACCCUGAUGCUUGAAAAAGCUGUGACCAGUGGAGUAAAACCAGAUCGCCUAAGAAUUCCAAUGUCUUCUUCAAAGGAAAGACUGAAUGAAUUACGUUUGGAGAGUGGCUUACCGGGGGACAUUAAGAUUCAAGCAAUCCCUGAAGUUGAUGUUGAAAAAGACCCGUCCAGAGAGGCUUCUCCCAUUCCACCAGACAAUUCUUUCACUUUCAGUCCUGUGGAAACUGGAAGCAAGGGUCUCGAAACUCCCACCACCCCCAAGUCACCAGGUGAUAUAGUCUCAGAAAGCCAAGACACCAGAGAGGAACCCUGGACAGAGGUCAAAACAGAGAUUGACAUGAAGUCUCAGAGUGCUGACAAUAAACAGCAAGAUUUAGAAGAAAAAACGCCAACAGCUGAACAGAAACAGUCAGAAGAAAAUUGUAAAGCACCAGAGAUUGCACACAGAGAAAUAGAUUCAACAUCAUCACAGCCUUUGGGAGAGACCACAGAAGAGGAUGAUGACAAGAUUCAAAGUGAGCAUGGGAAAUCAACAGGGUUAGAAGUGCAAGAGACUUCAAAAUCUGGUCAGGAUUUGCACACUGAAGAGCACUUAGAUGAGAAAGAUGCCCAAAUCCAGGUACAGGAGAUCACGCUUGUAAAAGCCACAUCACCAAAACCACAAAUACCCUCCUCUGUCAUCAUUAUUCCUCAGGCACAAGUUGAGGAGGAAGCAGAGGAUGACGAUGAUAUUGAGAUUGCUGAAGAGCCUCAAGAGAUAAUGGAGGAAGCUGAAGAAUUUGUUCGCCCAAGUGCUUGUUCACCUGAAGUUGUAAAGGAAGAGCCAAAGAAAGAAGAAGUGAAGUUGAUGGCAGGUGACCAGGUGUUAGAAGAAAAUUCCAAGUCGAGAGCAGGAAAAUGUAGUCACUAUGACCAAAACCGUGAUGAUGGGGAGCCUGCAACACACAGUCCUCUCUUUUCUCCAUGCUCUGACAAUAACCUACUACAGACAACAGAGGGAGGUGGCAGAGAUGAUGGAACUGGGGAGAGUCAGAUUGACCCACAAAUAGAUAGUGAAGAGGGGAAGAAACACAAGGAUGAGGGGGUGAGGGAAGCUCAAACAGAAUCGGAAGUAGUUUCUGGUGAGAUAUGUGAAGAAAAAGAGCAGAAGUUGAUGGAAGAAAACGAUGAAGGCAAGAAGAAGAUGGGUGAAGAGGACAUUGGGGAGGAGGGGAAAGACCUUGAGAUUGUUCAAGAGACAGAAAAUACUGAUGGGCUCUGCACGACCAGUCAGACAACUCAUGAUGAAACCACCAUGGAUGUCUCCAUCCUAGAUACAGACAGUGGCUGGAUGGACUCACAAGAUGAUGACAAAAGUAUCAUGACUGAACAAAUCGAAGCCCUUCCUCAUGCCAAGAUUUCUACAAGUGCACCUGUGGUCGCGGUGGACAAACCCGCUAAACGGGCCCCUGGCAGAGGAAGGGGCCACUCCGGUUCCACUGACAUCAAAGUGUCCCGGAAAGUACCCAUCCACCACCCAAGAGAUGAGAUGAGGAAGAAAAAAGUCGGCAGUAGGAGGGCUGAUCAGAAUAAGGUGUCAGUCCUCCAAAGUCGCUCUCCGUCUCGAAAGAGCGUAGCCAAAGCGGCAGCCAGACAUCCUAGGCCUGCUCUGCUUCACGGCUCUGCUAGACGCAAGGCCACAGGCAUAGAAAGCCAUCAACCUCUUAGUGUGGCCCACCCGUCCAGGGAGAGACCCACUUCUCAGCAAAAAAAACCUAGCCCCACAAGGGCCGAACUGUUAAAGAUGGCAGUGCGGCAUCGGGGGUCCGGUCAGCAUCCCCCCCGGCCUGGCUCCGCCUGUAGCCUUAAACAGAGCCCACUGGUGGAGGCGGAGCUCAGUGAGGCCCGCCCCUCCUCUGCAUGCACCCGCAGGUCACCUCUGCCAAACAAAUGGGCAGGGAAGGAGAGAGCGUACCGCAGCCCGGAGAAGAGGUCGUCCCUCCCCAGGCCGGCCAAGUCUCUAACACGCCACAUUCCUGCCGCUGAGCAAGAUGACAGCACCCCCUCCAGGCCAACCUCUAUCCAGUCCAGAGCGGACAACAGAACCGGAAGAGCCUCUAGUAUGGCAGGUUCAGACCUGGCACGUUCUCGAUCAGCCCGCAGUGGCACCACCACCCCCAGCUCGGCUGUCACGCCGGGCACGCCCCCCAGUUACUCCUGCCGCUCCCCGGGCUCACGCACCCCGGGCAGCCACACGCCCAAAUCCUUCAGUGUCCUCCAGGAGAAGAAGAUCGCCGUGAUCCGCACCCCGCCCAAGUCGCCGUCCUCCGUCCAGCGGCAGCUGAAGGUUCUCAAUCAGCCUCUGCCCGACCUGAAGAAUGUCAAGUCUAAGAUCGGGUCAACCUCCAAUCUCAAACAUCAGCCCAAAGGUGGACAGGUCAUGAUUCCAAGUGUCAAACUGGACUUCAGCCACGUUCAGGCCAAAUGUGGCUCGCUGGACAAACUCCAGCACACAGCCGGAGGAGGAAACAUCCAAAUCCAGACUAAGAAGAUCGACUUGAGCCACAUCACCGCCAAAUGCGGCUCCAUGUCCAACAUCCGCCACCGGCCAGGCGGAGGACAAGUGCGUAUUGAGAACGUCAAACUGGACUUUAAAGAUAAGGCUCACGCCAAGGUCGGCUCCCUGGAUAAUGCUAGCCACAAUCCCGGCGGAGGAAAUAUUAUGAUUGAGAGCCACAAGCUGAGUUUCCGGGAAUCGGCCAAAGCCCGAGUGGACCACGGCGCCGAAAUCAUCGUCACUCACUCCCCCGGCAUAGAGACGGGCGGACUCUCCCCUCAGCGCUCCUCCGCUGGUAGCAUUAACAUCCUGGAGUCGCCACAGCUCUCCACGCUGGCCCAGGACGUCACCGCUGCUCUGGCCAAGCAAGGCUUAUGAGCCGACUGCCUCUUACUUCAAACACCUGAAAACAACAAAAAACAACAAAAAAAAAAACAACACCAUCAUUACUUCUACCCUCAGUCUCAUUCAGUGAUCAGCACCCGGUGUCGUUCUUGCUUCACCCACUGAGAUUUUAAAUCUUAACAUUCACUCCCUUCAAAGGAAACACAUCCCGGUCAUGUUGUUGUUGUUGUUAUUAUUAUUAUUGUUAGUUUUUCAUUCAUUUUUUUUAGUCAAAUGUGGACUUUUCUGUUUAGUUUUAGAUGGACUGAAUGCUAAAGUCUUUGUCCAAGAGAGCGGUCGAUUGGUUUUUCCUGAUUGUACAGUUUUGAUUUCGAGCUUCACCACAUUUUCCACGUGUGUGAGGACAGUUUGAGCUCGAGCAUGACGUCCAUCCACAAUUUAUACGGUACAAGAUACAGUGUAGCGACUUGAUGCUUAGACGAUAGGUCGUGUAAACAGUGGACGUCUUUCUGGUUUGCAGGAGUCCAAGCAGACAGGAACAGUUCGUUGAGUUGACACCAGGGGGCAAUACCACUGCGUGUCAAAAGAAAGGUCAUCAUUUGAAAAAUUGAAAAAUAAGACCUUGUAUACACACAUAUAUAUAUAUAUAUAUACAUAUAUAUGUAUAUAUAUAUAUAUAUAUAUAUAUAUAUAUGUAUGUAAUCAGUAUUUUAAAAUGUUUGAAAAUGACAAACUAAAACACUUAUUCAAAAUAAAUAGGAUUUGAAUCUGGAAAAAUACAAUCUGAAAUAUUAUUUCAAAAUAAAAGUCUAAAUCGUGUGCAAAUUACUGAAUUAUUCAAAACAUAUGAGGAUUAAAAAACUUAAUCCAAAGCUGAAAUAUUAUGUGUAAUUGUGUGUGUGUGGGAGAGAGGGAGAGAGAGGCUUAACUUCCUGAAACAUUUCAAAAUAAUGGUCGAGCAGCAUGUUUGAGAUGUAACAUUUUAAAAUUGCUUUUUUUUUUUCCUGAUAUUAUAUGCUAACAAAAAACUGUCUUCUUCUCUCUUGUUAUGUUUUCUUUUUUAUAUAAACUGUGCGUCACUGUAGUGGAAGUCCUUGCUGUUUUCUAUAUGUUCCCUGUGGCCGCUCUGGCUUAUUAGCACUUAAACAUAGUGGAUAACCAUUGCAGCUUUGUCGAGUUGAGUGCUAACAAAAAAAAAAAUAAAUAAAGGCUAGCUUUCUGUUAAGAUCUUUCUCCUCUCUGCAAAAAAAGAAAAAAAAAAGUGGCUGCUGUUUUAUUUUGUUUGUUUUUAGCUUUGUGGUUUUAUAUAAUGCUGCAACGCUGCUGUUAUGCUGGCAUGGCAAAUGGAAUAAUGAGUAAAUUAGAGCUACUUGGAGGAACACUUUAACUUUUCAGUGCGAGUGUAAAUGGCCAGUUUCACGUGAGAAGCUUUAUAUGAAAACUUUUGUUUUGAAAGGGCAGCUUCCUGGCUGUUUUUUUCUCUCUCUUUUGUGUGUGUGUGUGUGUGUGUGACUUUACAGGAAAUGAAACCAGAAACGACGGAAGAUCCUCAACCUGCAGCCGUUCAUUCAAGAAAAAAAAAAUAGAGUGAUUUUAAAAAAAGAAAAAAAAGUAGCAGCAUAUUCUCUGCUCAUUAUUGUGAAAGUCCUCUACUUCCUCUUCCCCUGCAGUGUUUUUCCCGUUACUCUUAUCCCCCCACACCCACUAUCCCCCGUCCUCUGCCUGUGUAAAUUGUAUUUAAAAGACCAUGUAGACGUGUGCACACUUUCCAAUGUUUGAUGACAAAUGCUCCUACAGGAUGACAACAAGAGAAAAUAAAGAAAAUAAAAAGUG
Molecule: messenger RNA, 6702 nt
Organism: Solea solea (common sole)
Lineage: Eukaryota; Metazoa; Chordata; Actinopteri; Pleuronectiformes; Soleidae
Product: microtubule-associated protein 2-like
Exons: 18
Coding region: 433-4902 (1489 amino acids)
Biological process (GO): microtubule cytoskeleton organization; neuron projection development
Cellular component (GO): neuron projection
Molecular function (GO): microtubule binding
Source: RefSeq, a predicted model, not a curated record